AGUUUAAGAAGACUUUUUUCAAGUGUAUGGCAUAGAAGAUGAAUUCUUCCUCCUCCACCAUGAACGAAGAACCUGAUGCUCUGUCGGUGGUUAACCAGCUACGGGAUCUAGCUGCAGACCCGUUAAACAGAAGAGCCAUUGUCCAGGAUCAAGGCUGUCUGCCUGGCCUUAUUUUAUUUAUGGACCAUCCCAACCCCUCAGUUGUUCACUCGGCGUUGCUUGCUCUUCGAUACUUGGCAGAAUGCCGUGCCAACAGAGAGAAGAUGAAAGGAGAACUGGGCAUGAUGUUAAGCUUGCAGAACGUUACACAAAAAACUACAACUCCAGGAGAAACAAAACUGCUGGCUUCUGAAAUCUAUGACAUUCUUCAGUCAUCUAAUAUGGCAGAUGGUGAUAGUUUCAAUGAAAUGAAUUCACGUCGAAGGAAAGCUCAGUUUUUUCUGGGAACUACAAAUAAACGUGCCAAAACAGUGGUUUUGCACAUAGACGGUCUUGAUGAUACGUCCCGAAGAAACCUGUGUGAAGAAGCUUUGUUAAAAAUUAAAGGAGUUAUUAGCUUUACUUUUCAAAUGGCUGUUCAAAGAUGUGUGGUGCGAAUCCGUUCAGAUUUGAAAGCAGAGGCUUUGGCAUCAGCAAUAGCAUCAACUAAGGUUAUGAAAGCUCAGCAAGUUGUGAAAAGUGAAAGUGGAGAAGAGCUGUUGGUUCCAUUCCAAGAUACUCCUGUGGAAGUAGAGCAGAAUACAGACCUACCAGACUACCUGCCUGAGGAUGAGAGUCCCACGAAGGAGCAAGAUAAAGCGGUGUCCCGGGUCGGCUCGCACCCAGAAGGUGGAGCCAGCUGGCUGAGCACAGCUGCAAACUUUUUAUCCAGAUCAUUUUACUGGUGACUUAAAUUUGGGGCUCAAGGACUGUGUGAACCACCAAGGGGCCAGUGUUCCAUUGUUGUGGUGAACUGUCAAGUGCAAUUUGCAAUAAAUUAUCAUGAAAAGUUUUUAGAUUAUAUGAUUGCGUAUGCUGCAUUUUACAGUUUAUUGGACAUUUUACUCCACCAAGUGGUAAGAAGGACAGAGGCUACAGGCGGAACUGCUUUGUUUCUCAAGAUAUUUUUAGUUUUGUGUUAUGGCCUCCCUUUUUUUUUUCAUAUGGGUCCACUGUUAAACCAAACAUUAUGUGCAGCUUUACAUUUCAUUGUAC
Messenger RNA from Chrysochloris asiatica (Cape golden mole), 1194 nucleotides. It is a transcript of the gene ARMC1, whose product is annotated as armadillo repeat containing 1. Gene Ontology annotation, molecular function: protein binding; metal ion binding. Bases 39 to 887 code for a protein of 282 amino acids. The transcript has 6 exons. Lineage: Eukaryota; Metazoa; Chordata; Mammalia; Afrosoricida; Chrysochloridae. The record is from RefSeq and is a predicted model, not a curated record.